Messenger RNA from Hibiscus syriacus, 641 nucleotides. RefSeq names its product transcription factor MYB114-like. NCBI's taxonomy places the organism in Eukaryota, Viridiplantae, Streptophyta, Magnoliopsida, Malvales, Malvaceae. The transcript is spliced from 3 exons. The coding region runs from base 30 to 602 and encodes 190 amino acids. The record is from RefSeq and is a predicted model, not a curated record.
UUCUGUGGGGGGAAGUAAAGUGAAAGAAGAUGGCGAUGGCUCCCAUAAACACUCCAUGCAACAUGAAAGAAGUCAAUAGAGGAGCAUGGACAGCCGAGGAAGACAAAAGGCUGGCUCAAGCCAUUGAAAUUCAUGGUCCAAAAAGAUGGGAAUCAAUUGCAUCAAAAGCAGGACUUAAACGAUGUGGGAAGAGCUGCAGAUUGAGAUGGAUGAAUUAUCUGAGACCCAAUAUAAAGAGAGGAGACAUAUCAGACCAAGAAGAGGAUCUCAUACUAAGGCUUCAUAAACUUCUUGGAAAUAGGUGGUCCUUGAUUGCUGGAAGACUACCUGGCCGAACUGAUAACCAAAUCAAGAACUACUGGAAUUCUCAUUUGAGCAAGAAAAUAAGGCGAAACGAGAACCAAAACAAAGGCUCCAAAGUACAAGAAUCUGUUCUCGAGAAUUCGAAAGAAACUGAGAUGAUCUUCGUAUCGACGGGGCGCGAGGAUGGUACAUCAAAGAGAGAUGAUACGUUACUGGGGUUUUGCAGUGAGGAGCCUCUUGAUUGGGAGUGGAUGAGUGAGUUCUUUGAAAUGAACGAGAGCUGCUUCAACUUAGCAUGAUAUUGGAAUUUCGUUUACAUUCAUUCCAAGUUGUUGUAA